This is a messenger RNA of Lymnaea stagnalis (great pond snail), 1900 nucleotides long. Lineage: Eukaryota; Metazoa; Mollusca; Gastropoda; Lymnaeidae. The record is from the annotation of a GenBank genome assembly.
UUAUGAAUGAGUUCGCCCUGAACGAAAUCGAGGCUCAAAUGUUCUUCCAAAUCUUCGACAAGGACCAAAACGAAGUGUUGAGCCUCUGGGAGUUCCGGCAGUUCAACCAGACAGUCGGUACAAAGUAAGUACUGAAAUGUCUACCAUAAGGGUAGGAAAUUAAAUUUGUUAAAAUAUGUUCACUGUAGGAUUUAUAAUUCAUUGAGCGUGUCAACUACCAACAACUUACAAGUUAUAACUGUACCUUAAAACGUUUUGAAAAGUCCUCAAUUGUUUUGUGUUUGGUCUUCUCAAUGCCGUAUUAGAAAAUAAGCUCAUGGUGCAACGUCUUGCAUGCUUUCCAUUGCUUGCCACCCCUUGGAUAAUUUGAUAGUUAUAUGGGAGUUUCGGCAAUUCUUUUAGAAGUUUGAAAUGAAAAGAGAACUUUAUUGUCUACUAUACCUAUUGAUAUUUAUGCGUGUCUUUGAAGGUGGUUCAUUAGAUGGUAAGAACUUAUGAUGUUUUCCUUAAGAUCUAAAUUAUUAAUGAAACAAAGUUCUUUCAGCACUUUGCCUUUUCUUUGUCUAAGGUGGACACUGAAGGGCCUCAGAAAUGUUCGUUAACUUUGUUUGAAACUUUGAAGUUAGAAUUAACUGGACUGUGAUUAAAAAAUUUGGCUUAAGUGUUACCGUCUUGCUGACCACAAGCAACUGGAUGUCUGCAGUAAAGAAGAGAGGUUUUUUAAAACGCAUUUACAUAACCCAGAUUUGACUCUCUCCAAAGAAUUUAACCAUUUAUUUUGACAUUCCUUCCAUUUCCCCCAUCCAAUCCAACAGCCUUACUUGUUACCCUAAGGGCCCAUGAAAUGCCUUCCAUCUCCCCAUUAAGUCUAACCAUCUUACUUGUUACACUCAGGGCUCAUGAAAUGCCUUCCAUCUCCCCAUUAAUUCUACCACCUUACUUGUUACCCUCAGGGCCCAUGAAAUGCCUUCCAUCUCUCCAUUAACUCUACCACCUUACUUGUUACCCUCAGGGCCCAUGAAAUGCCUUCCAUCUCCCCAUUAACUCUACCACCUUACUUGUUACCCUCAGGGCUCAUGAAAUGCCUUCCAUCUCCCCAUUAACUCUACCGCCUUACUUGUUACCCUCAGGGCUCAUGAAAUGCCUUCCAUCUCCCCAUUAACUCUACCACCUUACUUGUUACCCUCAGGGCCCAUGAAAUGCCUUCCAUCUCCCCAUUAACUCUACCACCUUACUUGUUACCCUCAGGGCCCAUGAAAUGCCUUCCAUCUCCCCAUUAACUCUACCACCUUACUUGUUACCCUCAGGGCCCAUGAAAUGCCUUCCAUCUCCCCAUUAACUCUACCACCUUACUUGUUACCCUCAGGGCCCAUGAAAUGCCUUCCAUCUCCCCAUUAACUCUACCACCUUACUUGCUACCCUCAGGGCCCAUGAAAUGAUUCAACUUUUUCACAAACUGAAGGAGCCUGCCACCGGGUAUGUGGACAUUGGGAAAACCUUCGACGCACUGACACACGUGGACAGUGGGAAGGGCAAGCUGACCGAGGACGAGAUAGUCACGUUUCUUCAGACGACAGCAGGGGACUCAAAGACCAUCGACCUGCAUACAUUUCUAAACAUGAUGAGCAGAAUCAAGAUUUACACGGGCGGACUUUAAGAAUAGCGAAACAACAAAAUUAAUUAACAUACGGGUAAACAUACAAUUUACGGUAGAAUGGUUUGAAAACAUAGUCGCAAUUUUUACGACAUUUCCUCAUCCCAUCGGUAGUGAGAUAUGAUCGAGUGAAUGGAAAUUUUGAAUGGAGGCUUUUAUAUUUUUAAGUAAAUAUAAUUUCGUGGAGAAAAAGGAAAAAACAAAUAAUUAUGACGUGAAUGUAAGACAUAAUUAGAAUUGAAAAGU